CCAUGGGGUAAUGAGGAGGAAGUGCGGGGCCCCGCACCCACUGAGCUGUAUGUCCCCAUAUAUUUCCCGCUUUACAGCUACGACACCUUCGAUUUUCAGAAGGUCUGAAACUCAAUUGCGUCUAGCGCUGACGUCGGCAUAUUUGAUAAAAGGUGGGUUCUCAUGAGCCCCUAUUGUGUUCAUAAAAGCUGAAUUUAAUUUCGUAGAGCGACGAUAUCACUUCAUCUCGAGCAGUUGAUACCAUACGAAUUGUUUUUUACGAGCUAUGGCUACCUCCAACGGUCUCCAUUCCACAGACGACACCAAAAUCAACUCCAACGAAGUAGAGCUCGUAGAAGAUGUCUCUUCAACACCCGCUAAAUCCAGUCGUAUUCCGGAAUACGUUCGCAAUCUUGCUCCAGAAGAUCGCCAGAGGAUCGAAGCUACCUUGAGACGAAAAGUCGAUACGAGAUUACUCCCUAUGGUGGUUCUCAUUUACAUCAUGAAUUAUCUGGAUCGCAACAAUAUUGCUGCUGCAAAAUUAGCUGGAUUGGAGACUGAUCUGAACUUGAAAGGAAAUCAAUUUCAGACUGCCGUCAGUAUUUUGUUCGUGGGAUAUUUGCUGAUGCAAGGUAAUUUCUCUGUGGCAGCAAGCAAAAAAUUGAGUGUUUCUAACUCGAAUGUAACCAGUACCAUCUAAUCUUCUCCUGAACAAACUUGGAAAACCGUCACUAUAUCUUCCUGGAUGCAUGGUAGUUUGGGGAUUAAUCUCAGGAGCAACAGCUGCGUGUCAAUCAUAUGGUGGUCUACUUGCCUGUAGAUUUAUUCUCGGAUUUGUCGAGGCGGCCUAUUUCGUAAGUCAUUAUCCUGUCACGGUUGCUCCAUAGCUACUACCAUUUCAUCAUUUUAAUCAUGCAUUUAGCCAGGAUGUUUGUACUAUCUUUCAGCUUGGUAUACGCGCAAGGAACUAGUUAAAAGAACAGCUUUCCUGUACUCCGGGUCUCUACUCUCUGGUGCAUUUUCUGGAUUGAUCACCGCGGGUAUUACCCAUGGUUUGGAUGGUGCCAAAGGGCUCCGUGCUUGGAGGUGGCUUUUCAUCAUCGAGGGUGCAAUUACAGUACGUGUUUUUCUCUCUCUCGUUGAAUGAUACUUUCCUUCAAAGACCUUCAAUUUCAAGUCGCUAACGAAAACCAGGUCGUCAUAGCUUUUUCUGCCUUUUUUGUCCUUCCCGAUCUUCCACGAACAACACGUUGGCUAUCCGAAGAGGAGAAAGAGCUCGCAGCUUGGAGGCUGGAGGAAGAUAUCGGACAAGAUGACUGGGUUGAUACUAAGCAACAGACAUUCUUACAUGGCGCCAAGCUUGCUGUGAAAGAUCCCAAGGCAUGGCUUUUACUCGCCACAAUCUACGGAUUUACAUCCGCAGGUGCCGUUACAACUCUCUUCCCAUCAGUUGUGAAAGGUUUGGGUAAGAGUAACAUCGAGACACUUCUCUUGACAACACCGCCAUAUCUUAUUGCAGUUAUUGCCAUCCUCUGCAAUGCAUGGCAUGCAGAUGCAACAGGCGAAAGAUAUUUACAUAUUGCUGUACCUCCAGUCGUGGCAUUCAUCGCUUUUGCGAUUGCAGCAGGAACGACAAAGUUUGCACCAAGAUAUCUUGCAAUGUGUCUUAUGGUUGGAUCGAUCUAUUCAGGAUAUGUAGUUGCGCUUAGUUGGAUUUCAAAUGGUAGGUCAAAUCAGCAGUCCUAGACAAAAGCUUCGAGAACUAACGAUACUUAGUACUUCCUCGACCUCCAGCCAAACGUGCAGCUGCUCUGGCAGGUAUCAACGCGCUGAGCAAUAUUGCCCAGAUUUAUUCACCAUACCUUUAUCCCAGUAAGUCAUUUACCAUUCGUUGACGCUGCUGAAAGCUGUCAAAUUUAUCAAGUCCUAACUUUUGCCCACAGGUAGCGAUGCACCUCGUUACGCCAAAGCAAUGUAUGUCAACCUUGCGAUGUCGGUUAUCUCAAUUAUAUUCGCCACGGUACUGCGAUUCCAUUUGAUGAAAUUAAAUAAGAAGUUGGAUAGAGGAGAAAUCGUAGAGGGAGUCAAUGACCGAGGCCCUCCAGGAAGAAGUGUCGAAGACGGCGAAGGCGAGGAAGUCGCUGUUGAUAGAGGAUUUAGAUUUUUGUACUGAAAUACCUUUCAAGGUAGUAUAGAAGGAAUAUAUUUGGAAGUUUUUGUCUCAACUUUUGGAAUAUGUUGUCUUUUCCAUGUUGAUGGUUGGUGAAAUCGCUCCUUCCAAAAAUUGCAACACAUUCAACCAACUCGGUCAUUCUCUAUAACAGCCCACUUCAAUUCACUUUCCUCCUUUCAAGCCUUCUUCUUUCUUAAUCAAGUAUUCAAAUGAAGACAAA
Sclerotinia trifoliorum is the source of this 2372-nucleotide messenger RNA. Lineage: Eukaryota; Fungi; Ascomycota; Leotiomycetes; Helotiales; Sclerotiniaceae. The record is from the annotation of a GenBank genome assembly.